Molecule: messenger RNA, 4161 nt
Organism: Danio aesculapii
Lineage: Eukaryota; Metazoa; Chordata; Actinopteri; Cypriniformes; Danionidae
Gene: map4k3a
Product: mitogen-activated protein kinase kinase kinase kinase 3a
Exons: 35
Coding region: 154-3069 (971 amino acids)
Biological process (GO): protein phosphorylation
Molecular function (GO): MAP kinase kinase kinase kinase activity; ATP binding
Source: RefSeq, a predicted model, not a curated record
CUCACGGGAAGCCAUGUUAAAGUUAUAGUCAAGUACUGAGACUGAGAUUCCCUUCUGACGCCGUAUGUUUAUUUUUUUGCUCUUUUCUCAUUUCGUUCGCGUCAGGGACCCCAGCAAAUCUAACACCGUUAGUCAGAGGCCGGAGUCCCCACGAUGAACUCAAGUUUCGAUUUGUCCAGGCGAAAUCCGCAAGAGGAUUUUGAGCUUAUCCAGAGGAUAGGCAGCGGGACCUACGGAGAUGUUUACAAGGCCCGUAAUGUCACUACAGGAGAGCUGGCUGCUAUCAAGGUCAUUAAACUGGAGCCAGGCGAGGACUUCGCAGUGGUUCAGCAGGAAAUAAUCAUGAUGAAAGACUGCAAGCACUCUAACAUUGUGGCCUAUUUCGGUAGUUACUUAAGGAGGGAUAAAUUAUGGAUAUGCAUGGAAUACUGUGGAGGAGGUUCAUUGCAAGACAUAUAUCACGUGACCGGGCCACUAACAGAAUCACAGAUAGCAUAUGUAACAAGAGAAACCCUUCAGGGUUUAUAUUACCUGCACAACAAAGGAAAGAUGCACAGAGACAUAAAGGGUGCCAAUAUUUUAUUGACGGACAAUGGUUAUGUCAAGCUAGCUGACUUUGGUGUAUCUGCACAGAUCACAGCAACACUAGCUAAACGAAAAUCCUUUAUUGGGACGCCAUACUGGAUGGCUCCAGAAGUGGCUGCUGUGGAGAGGAAAGGAGGCUACAAUCAUCUGUGUGAUAUCUGGGCUGUCGGCAUCACUGCCAUUGAACUAGCUGAACUGCAGCCGCCAAUGUUUGACCUGCACCCAAUGAGGGCUCUGUUUUUGAUGACGAAAAGCAACUUUCAACCCCCCAAAUUAAAAGACAAAGUUAAAUGGACCAAUAAUUUCCACAACUUUGUGAAGCUGGCGUUGACAAAAAGUCCAAAGAAACGGCCGCCAGCGGAUAAGUUACUGCAGCAUCCUUUAGUCUCCCAACCACUGAGUCGUAUUUUGGCGAUUGAGCUGCUGGACAAAGCGAACAACCCAGACCACUCGUCCUACACAGACCUGGACGAUGACGACCCAGAGCCGGAGUUUAAAUACAGAGGCUUGUUUUUACCAGUCUCUCCUCUCUCAAGACGAGUCCUUCGCUUUGCAGCUCGCAGAAAGCCUCCAGUGUCUGUUCCGCACCGGAUUCGCUCAACGAGCCGCACGAGUCGGGAAGGGAAAACUCUGUCAGAGAUUAACUUCGGUCAGGUGAAGUUUGACCCUCCUUUAACAACAGAGACGAAGCCGCAUCAUGAACCGCUCGACACUGACGAUUUUUUGGACUGUGCCGAAGAAAUAUACUACACUGCAAGAUCUAAUCUGGAUUUGCAGAUGGAUUAUGAGCAGGGAUCCCCUAAAGGCUCAAUAUUGGGAGGAAAUAAGAGCCUCUUGAAAUCUGUUGAAGAAGAGCUGCAGCAGAGGGGGCAUGAGGCUCAUUUGGAGGAUGAUGAUGAGGGUGAAGAUGAUGGUGAUGAUCAUGAUGAUGAAUUGCAACACACGAAAAGCUCCACUAUGAGGCCCAAGGUCCCUCCACCUCUUCCUCCCAAGCCAAAGCCCAUUCCCGGACCACACCAAAGCCCCUCUGCUGAUCCCGACAGGAAUAACCAGGGCACAAUAAAGCGCUGCCCGGAGCCCGAAAGCCCUGCUCGAUCGUCCACCAGCGUCCCUCCUCGACCUCCACCUCCUCGACUGCCUGCAUACAAGCUCAGCAGUUUAGGUAAUGAGACCAAUCGGGAAGAGCACGGCCUGUGGGGAGCCCAGGGGGAUGCUGGGAUAUGUAGUCAGUUCGACCAGAGGCUUCAAGUCUCGUUUGACGAUGAGGAAAAUCAUGAUGAGGAAGAAAACAGCAAUGGAACAAGCCCUUCUGAACACUCUCCGUCAACAGAGAAACAGUCCACGAUGCCCCCUGCUGUUCCUGUACCAAAGGACAAGAAAGAUUUUCCUAAACCCAUCAGCAAUGGUCUUCCCCCAACUCCAAAGGUUCAUAUGGGAGCAUGUUUCUCAAAAGUCUUCAAUGGCUGCCCAUUAAAAAUACACUGCGCUACCUCAUGGAUCAACCCUGACACACGAGACCAGUAUCUGAUAUUUGGAGCGGAGGAAGGCAUUUACACAUUAAACCUGAAUGAGCUGCACGAGACCUCCAUGGAGCAGCUUGUCCCCAGGAGAUGUACUUGGCUGUAUGUCCUAAGCAACAGCCUGCUAUCAAUAUCUGGAAAAGCUUGUCAUCUGUACUCUCACAGUUUGUCCGGUCUGUUCGAACACGCUCGACAAAUGCAGAAACUGCCUGUUGCGAUCCCGACACACAAACUGCCUGAUAAAAUGAUCCCCAGGAAGUUCUCAGUGUCCAAUAAGAUCCCUGAAACUAAAGGCUGUCAGAAGUGCUGUGUAGUGAGGAAUCCAUAUACUGGCCACAAGUACCUGUGCGGUGCCUUUCAGUCCAGCAUUGCUCUUUUUGAGUGGGUGGAGACCAUGCAGAAAUUCAUGUUGGUCAAGAGCAUAGACUUCCCCCUGCCGUGCCCGCUGGAGGUGUUUGAGAUGCUGGUGGUUCCUGAGCAUCAGUAUCCACUCAUCUGCAUCGCCGUCAGCAAAGGCACAGAGCUCAACCAGGUGGUGCACUUCGAGACCCUCAACCCCAACUCCACCUCCAACUGGUUCGAUUCUGAUACCCCACAGAGUUGUGUGAUCCAUGUGACUCAGCUGGAGAGAGAUACGAUAUUAGUCUGCUUAGAUCGGUGCAUUAAGAUUGUGAAUCUGCAAGGCCGCCUGAAGUCCAGUCGAAAACUCUCUGCAGAACUGACUUUUAACUUUCAGAUUGAAUCGAUAGUUUGCCUUCAGGACAGCGUGUUGGCCUUCUGGAGGCACGGUAUGCAAGGACGCAGCUUCAAAUCCAAUGAGAUUACACAGGAGAUUUCUGACAACUCCAGGAUAUUCAGGCUGCUGGGUUCAGACAGAGUGGUGGUUUUGGAGAGCCGGCCGACAGACAAUCCCACAGCACACAGCAACCUCUACAUCCUGGCAGGCCAUGAAAACAGCUACUGACCGCAAUGCAUCCUGGGUAAAAACACUACAUGCCAAAAUGCAGGAUUACAAGAGCCUUAGGUUCCAUGUGACCCAGUAACAACUGACCACAACUCUGAAGAACCACAGAUAUGCUCUUUCUGGACCACUGAGAGCCCAGAGGAGGACUUGAAUGGAUAUGAAGAACGGGAUGAUGGGUUCUCAGAGAACAGACCGGCCAUAAUCACACCACACACUACAGUAUGCACUUUCACCCUUACCUGCUGCAGACGCCAACAUUUGAUUCGGCUUUGAGCAGUUUUAAUUUAUUUUUAGCUGAAAUACGCAUCACAUCCAUUUUAUUUUAUUUUAUUUUGAUACGGUCUGUUUGAUUUCUGCUUCGUGUGCUUUGCCAUCUGUUGUUUUGCUUCACCUUUUUUUCUUUGCUCUUUGCUCUGAUCUUUCUGUUUUGAAUUUUGUUUUGUAUGCUUUACUCUCAGUUGCUUAAUUUAUUUGUUUUACCUUGCUUUUUUAUUUUAUUUUACAUUGCUUUUAUCCUUUGUUAUAUUUUGGUUUGGGUUUUUUUGUUUGUUUUGCUUUACUUUUUGUGCUUUGCUUAGUUUCAUUUUCAUUUGUUUAACUUUUAUUUUAUUUUUAUUUUACUUUGCUCUUGUUCUUUUUGUUUUGCAUUUUGUUUGUAUGUUUGUUUGUAUUGCCUUGUUUUGGUUGUUCUGUUUUGUUUUGCUUUGCUUUAGUUUUAUUUACUUUUGUUUAGCUUUUUCGAUUAUUUUUCUUUGAUUUUUGUUAAUCUUUUAUUCUGUUUUGUCCACUACUCUCACUUGACGCUAAUCACACAAGUGCUUGAAGACACAUAUUUAAUUCAUGUACAUACAGACGUAGUAUUGUUAAGUUGUGCUCUUUGUAUCAAUCGUGUAGAUUUCAGCACAUUUAUAUAUUGUACAGGUUUGUGGCAGCGUUUGGCUGUUGUAAAGGACUGUGAGAUGCUGGUACUACUUAAAAUGAUCUCUAGGGCCGCAUAAAUUCUGUUAUAUGCAAUAGUUUAGGAAUUACAAAGCUGAAGUGCCCAUCUUCCGAGACUUGCCUUCUUAAUGUCUAUUUUUUUUUUAAUUUGUA